Setaria italica (foxtail millet) is the source of this 1294-nucleotide messenger RNA. RefSeq names its product Werner Syndrome-like exonuclease. Lineage: Eukaryota; Viridiplantae; Streptophyta; Magnoliopsida; Poales; Poaceae. Bases 48 to 953 code for a protein of 301 amino acids. The transcript has 7 exons. Gene Ontology annotation, biological process: nucleobase-containing compound metabolic process. Gene Ontology annotation, molecular function: 3'-5' exonuclease activity; nucleic acid binding. The record is from RefSeq and is a predicted model, not a curated record.
UUUCUCCUAGAAAAGAAAAUAGGCUCCACCGCGCUCGGACGAGCUCAAUGGCCAUGCAUCCCGGCGCCGGCGCGGCCCCCGCCCCGUCCGUUCCCGGCAACGGCGAGUACGACGACUUCCACUGGGAUGAUGCGGCGGAGGCGGAGCUCCAGGCCAUUGAGGCCGCCUACGCAUCCGCCUCCGCCAAGCGCCGCCGCCUCCCCAACUGGACUUCCCCAUCCCCGUCCCCCUCUUCGCGCCCCCGCUACAGCCAAAGCCCGGUUUCCAGCGGAUCGACGCCGUCAUGGGCGUUCACGCCCCCCUCCUUCCAAGGGAAUGUGAGGGCAAGGCACCAGCCAAUUUCAUUCAGCGGUAAGAUUGUUUACUGCAGGACACCUUCAGAGGUGGAGAAGGCUGCAAUCGACAUCUUAGGCAAAAUCGAGAGCAUCAAGGCCCCUGGUCCAGUUUCUCUUGGUUUUGAUCUGGAAUGGAAGCCCUUUCCAAGAAGAGGAGAACCAUGUAAAGUUGCUGUAAUGCAGCUCUGCAUGGAAAAGACUCUGUGCUACGUCCUGCAUAUCGCUCACUCUGGAGUACCACCUAUACUAAAAUCUCUCUUGGAGGAUAAUUCAUCCAUUAAAGUUGGAAUAUGCAUAGACAACGAUGCAAGAAAAAUGUUGAACGAUUAUGGUGUGUGUGUACAACCAUUAAUGGAUUUGUCAAUCCUGGCAAAUAUCAAGUUAGCUGGGCCUCCUAAAAGAUGGAGUCUUGCUUCUUUAACUCAAAUGAUCACAUGUAAAGAGUUGCCCAAGCCAAGCAACAUAAGAAUGGGAAAUUGGGAGGCUGAUGUUCUCACCAAGCAGCAACUUCAGUAUGCUGCUACAGAUGCCUACAUCUCAUGGUACUUAUAUGAGGCACUACAGAGUCUUCCAGAUUAUAAUGCUGAAGCUGAAAUUGAGUUUGUAAAGGUUUCAUAGGUUCAAAUGCACAUUCUACUGGAAAAUGUGUUGCUAAUCUAUUUGAAUAUUCCUGGUGAUCUUUUAUCUUCAUAUCUCAAUCAGGGGGCUGAGAGGAAGAUUUGCCGUCAAAAGUGAAAACCAAAUAAUUCUGAGUUUAUUGUGUGUACGUUGUAACACCUGCAGUUUGUGUUUGUCAUGUAAGCGUACGAUGGUUUGUUUACUGGAAAGCAGAACUGGAAUGUAAUUUGCUUCAUGCUGUCAAAAUUCAAUUUUCUGUAUGAGAACCUUUCUAUCCUCUAUUUAAUGCAAACAUCCGCAAUUCUGUUGCGUAUUCUCAAAAACAAAGAUUGAUUUGUAAA